AUGGUUUGUUACGAGAUGGAGGCCACGCAAAUGAGCAGAGGUAUGUUGUUGUUAUGCUUGGCUCUCGCAUUAGCAUUAACCACUACCACCGCACUAACCAUUCCCAACACCUCCUAUCCUCACCAUGUCUCUGCUUUACAUAGCCCUCCCAUGGACGGAACGUUUUCUGUUGUGAAACAACGUAUGCUACUCGACCAAGCGGAUGAAGAUGCUUUUGAAAAGAGGGACGUGGAAGCCCUACUCUCUUUCAGAAAUGGCAUUACAGCCGACCCCAUGCAGUCCCUUUCCAACUGGACUUCUACCAGUUCACGAAAUGUGUGUUCGUGGUAUGGUGUUUGGUGCAGAAAGCAUACACGCAGAGUGGUUGCAGUCAUUCUCCCUCAAUUGGGGUUCGAAGGUACCAUUUCUCCUUUCAUAGGGAACCUAUCUUUGCUAGCUAAUUUGAAUCUCUCCAGCAAUUCUUUGAUGGGAAGGAUUCCACCUCAGCUUGGCCAACUGAAGGCAUUGAGAGUUCUCGACCUCAAGGAAAAUCAUCUGCUGGGUUCCAUCCCCACAUCCCUUGCUAAUUGCACACACCUUCAGUGGAUUAGACUUUCCAAGAACAACUUGACGGGAAGCAUAGCGAAAGAAUUUGGUGGCCUAACCAACUUACAACAUCUCCGCUUGUCCUACAAUGGUCUCAGUGGAAGCAUUCCAAAUUCUCUGGGGAAGUGCACGUCCCUCCUUGAUUUGGUCCUUGGCAAUAACAAUCUCUCAGGUAGUAUACCUCCUCUAAGUAAUUGCUCCGAUUUAUCUAUCAUUGAUCUUCCGCACAAUUCCUUGACUGGUGGGAUCCCGUCUGAACUGGGGAGGUUGGAGAAAUUGCAAAGCCUUGGUCUGCACUCUAACAGGUUGGGGUCUCAAAUCCCUGCAGCUCUGGGUAAUUGUUCUUCACUUGAGGUACUGUUUCUGGGGGAUAACUUGCUGACUGGUAAUAUACCACCUGAACUAGGAAAUUUGAAACAACUUGUCCAAUUAUCACUGUAUGGCUCAGGCAAUCUUACAGGUUCUAUACCUGCAGAAAUAGGAAACUGUAGCAAUCUUGUGUGGCUUGAUGUUGGAUGUAACCAGCGAAUGAACGGAUCCCUGCCUCUGAGUAUAUCCAAGCUACCCCUCACCACUCUUUCCUUAAUUAAGAACAAUUUUGGAGGGAGAAUUCCAGAAUUUAUUUCCAAUCUCACCCAGUUAACUUACUUAGAUUUGGCCAUAAACAAAUACACGGGACCGAUUCCCAAUGGCAUUGGAAAUUUGUCAGAGUUAACUUAUCUAAAUCUGGGCGGAAAUAGUUUAACAGGCACCUUGAAACAUUUUACUAGAUUGACAUCUUUGAAAAAGUUGAAGUUGUCGGACAAUUUCUUCCAUGGAAAUUUAGAUAUGAUUUAUUCUUCUUCUAUGGAAGUGUUGUCUGCGCAUUCCAAUAAGUUUUCGGGUACUCUUCCUGCAUCCUUGGCCAACUGUAAGGAGCUUCAGCUUUUGGAUUUCAGAAGGAAUAAUUUGAAAGGUGAGCUUCCUUGGUACUUGGCGAAUUUUCAGAAAUUGAGGGUUUUGAGCCUGGGGUACAAUGAGUUUCAUGGUAUUGUUCCCGCAUGGAUGGUAAACCUCACCAAUUUGCAGGUGCUGGAUUUAUCAAACAAUAGAUUUGAUGGACGCAUAUUUUCUAAUCUUGAGAAUCUCAAGGGGUUUGGAGUCCUGGGAGAUCCGCAGCUGAGUGGAAACACAUUGUAUGAGGAAAUACCUAUAGUAAUCAAGGGAAAGGAGUACAGGGUGGAAUAUGUACUGACUUCAAACACCGUACUUGACUUAUCAAGUAACCAUCUCAGCGGGCAGAUACCAGAAAGCAUAGGGAAUUUGAGCAGUCUGAGAUUACUAAAUCUCUCUGGAAAUUAUUUCGAAGGUGUGAUACCAGCCUCUCUUGGGCAGAUAUGGACACUGGAGCAGUUGGACUUGUCUAAAAAUGAGCUAAGAGGGCGCAUUCCUGAGGAGCUGUCUGUAUUGUACCUGUUGGCCUACUUGGAUCUAUCUUCUAACAGUCUUUGUGGACAGAUACCCAGAGGAACUCAGUUGCAGUCAUUCAGUGCCGAGUCAUUCCAGAAAAAUCCUCCAUGUUUAUGCGGGGAGCCUCUACCGAAUUGCAGUCCAAAGAACAAUGCUUCUGUAGUCCCAUCAGCUUUAGCGAAGGCCAAAUCAAUAUGGACUAUAAUUGAUGAAAAUGUGUCCAUGAUUGCUGUGGGGUUGGGUUUCGGGAUUGCAUUUGGUGGAACAACGGCAGUGAUAAUAUGGUGGGACAGACUUUGGCUUUGCAGGAGGCUCCUCAAAAUGAUCAGAGGCUUUCAUGGAGUUGUGGAAUCGCAAACGUGUAGUUGGAGUUUGGACUACAAUCCGUGUUUCACAUUUCACUCAUCCACAUCCACGUCCACUGGUUAGUUCUUCACUUUCAAACUGUUUUGGUUUCAUCUCACUUCUGGAGAGAUUUGUCAGUUUGGUUAACAUAAUCCGUUGAUAGGGUUCACCUAUUUCCGGCUUAGUCAGAGUUUAAAACAAAUAAUUAUAGAUACAGAUAUAGAAUAGAAUAAAGCAAAUGGCUGGUAUAGUAUUCUCCCAGCCAAGCUAAAUACUCUACGUACUGAAUGUAUGUUAAGGCAUAAUAUAUUCUAUAUUUGUCGUUCUUAAAUUAGUAA
Molecule: messenger RNA, 2717 nt
Organism: Cryptomeria japonica (Japanese cedar)
Lineage: Eukaryota; Viridiplantae; Streptophyta; Pinopsida; Cupressales; Cupressaceae
Product: LRR receptor-like serine/threonine-protein kinase RGI5
Exons: 1
Coding region: 1-2463 (820 amino acids)
Molecular function (GO): protein binding
Source: RefSeq, a predicted model, not a curated record